Messenger RNA from Pomacea canaliculata, 501 nucleotides. RefSeq lists its product as uncharacterized. The coding region runs from base 1 to 501 and encodes 166 amino acids. Lineage: Eukaryota; Metazoa; Mollusca; Gastropoda; Architaenioglossa; Ampullariidae. The transcript has 4 exons. The record is from RefSeq and is a predicted model, not a curated record.
AUGGCAACAGCAGAACAGCUGAAAUGUGCAAGGAGCAAUUUAACAGGCAACUACAAUGGAUGGGUGGAGAAACUACCACUGGAGGGCAAGCCUCUCAUAAGUAGCGUCUCUGCUAUUCAGGCCUUUUAUGAUAUAUUUGGAGACAUGAAAGCUGUGGGGUCCACUUUGGAUAUAUUAGAUGAUGGCUUCCAGUUCACAGGAAAAUUUGUCACCACAGAUGGUGAAAAAGAAGUGAGUGUCUCGGGAUCACGUUACAAACAAAAGACGCCUCGGCAGUCUCAUGUCUAUGUGGAAUUUGAAAGUGGACGAGUGUUUGACUCAAGUGUUGACAAGCCAUCAGCUACCUCAAGCACAAACAAAUCUGGUUUGUUUAUGCAAGAUCUGAAAUUGUUUGCUGCUGAGCUGUGUGGUGAACAUGAAACAGGGGACAGAAGUGCCAUGUCCAUCAGAUGUCUGGAACUUGCAGAGCAAGCUGAUGCCUUUAUUAAAGUAUCAGCAUAA